Molecule: messenger RNA, 449 nt
Organism: Zophobas morio
Lineage: Eukaryota; Metazoa; Arthropoda; Insecta; Coleoptera; Tenebrionidae
Exons: 3
Coding region: 42-449 (135 amino acids)
Source: RefSeq, a predicted model, not a curated record
UCCUUUGUCAAUCGGGUAUUUAUUGGCAUUUUAACAAAUUAAUGGAUAAAGAUAUUAACGAAUUAAGUAAAGCCAUGAUCAAAAAGGCCGAAAAUAUUAUACAACUUGGGGUAGAGAAAAAGUACAUUACAGACAUUCCAGAAGCAGAGGAUGCAAAACUAAUCUGCGUUUUACAAGUUAUUUCAAAGUUUUUUACUGAAAGUUUAAAUUUGUUGUAUGCGCAGAUACCUGAGAACGACGACACCUACGGAAUUUUACCCAAGAAUCAUAACAGUGCUCCGUGGAUUGCUGCAGUGGGAAGCGAAACUCAAAGCAAUAUGAAAUACCACGUAAUUGUGGAAAACCAAAAAAUUAAUAAUGGAACAGAUACACUGACGCAUGCCAUACAGCAAAUGUUCGCAAUAUAUUAUAAUUUUAAUCUCGCUUAUCAAUCAAAAUUAAAUAUUUAA